AACCGCUUGGUUAGAAGUUGGAAGAACACGGUUGAGAGAGAAAUUGUGGCCGACGAUCUCUGAAAAUGUAUCGGAAAGCUAUUUUCUUCCUCAUUUUCUCUGUUAUCUUCUUCAUUUCUUGUUCGAUUCUCGUCGGAACCGUCGACAUCAGAUCGUACUUCUUCCCUCUGCUUCAGUCUCAGCCAAUUUCUUCCUUCCCCUGUGUCGCCGACUCUCCUCUCAGAGUCUACAUGUACGACCUUCCCCGUCGCUUCAAUGUAGGCAUACUCAAUCGCCGGAACUUGGACCAGACUCCAGUCACCGCAUCCACUUGGCCUCCAUGGCCCAGAAACUCGGGGUUGAAGCGGCAGCAUAGUGUGGAGUACUGGAUGAUGGGUUCGCUUUUACACGAAGGUAGUGGGGAUGGCAGAGAUGCAGUUAGAGUUAUGGAUCCGGAGAAUGCGGAUGCCUUCUUUGUGCCGUUUUUUUCUUCGUUGAGUUUUAAUUCACACGGACGCAAUAUGACCGAUCCGGCUACGGAGGUUGAUCACCAAUUGCAGAUUGAACUCAUGAAAUUCUUGAGCGAAUCCAAGUAUUGGCAGAGGUCUAAGGGCAGAGACCAUGUCAUUCCCAUGACACAUCCUAAUGCCUUCAGGUUUCUCCGAAACCAGGUGAACGCCUCAAUUCAAAUUGUUGUGGAUUUUGGCCGCUAUCCAAAAACCAUGUCAAAUUUGCGCAAAGACGUGGUAGCUCCAUAUGUGCAUGUUGUGAGUUCUUUCAUUGAUGAUGACCCUCCAGACCCAUAUGAAUCUCGCCCGACACUACUCUUCUUUCAGGGAAAGACGUUUAGAAAAGAUGAUGGCAUUAUUCGUGUCAAACUGGCGAAGAUAUUAGGCGGCUAUGAUGAUAUUCACUAUGAACGUAGCGCUGCAAAUGAGAAAAGCAUAAAAACGUCUUCUCAAGGGAUGCGGUCAUCGAAGUUCUGUCUGCAUCCCGCUGGAGACACUCCAUCGUCUUGCCGGUUAUUUGAUGCUAUUGUGAGCCACUGUGUUCCCGUGAUCGUAAGUGAUCAAAUAGAGCUGCCAUACGAAGAUGAAAUCGACUACAGUCUAUUUGCAUUGUUUUUCUCCUUCGAAGAGGCGCUGCAGCCUGGUUACAUGGUUGAUAAACUCAGGCAAUUUCCUAAAGAGAGAUGGAUUGAAAUGUGGAAGCAACUAAAGGGUAUCUCCCACCACUAUGAAUUUCAGUACCCUCCUAAGAAGGAAGAUGCUGUCAAUAUGUUAUGGAGACAGGUGAAGCACAAGCUUCCCGGGGUUAAACUCACCGUUCACCGAAGCAGACGUUUGAAAAUCCAGGAUUGGUGGUGAAGAAGAUGAACACUGGAGUUCUAUUUUUCCAGGUCCAGCAUUCUAAACUCUCACCUCCCUAACAACUCUUAGGAAAUCAUAAUUUUUGCACUUGUCUUGUGCUGAUUUCAAUAAUCUUCGACAUCUCCAGCUUGGUUCGAUACGAAACUAGGUACUAGUCACCGUUCUAAUAGUCGAUUGAUAUUGAGUUGUAAUUUUCACGUUGUUAAAGAGAAUUUAGAGUCACUUUAGUGUGUUCUAAUUGUGGAGGCUUGUACAGACGGGUUGAGAAUUUUUGGCGAUUUUGUUAUUGGGCUGCCUGCCUGUAAUAGGAAUUCCCUUGUAUUUUCAUUGCUUGGAUCAUGGUAUUGUCCUAAGAUCCAAAAUGGUAAUAGAUAUUGUAUUCUCGC
Cucurbita pepo subsp. pepo (vegetable marrow) is the source of this 1735-nucleotide messenger RNA. RefSeq names its product putative arabinosyltransferase ARAD1. Gene Ontology annotation, molecular function: glycosyltransferase activity. NCBI's taxonomy places the organism in Eukaryota, Viridiplantae, Streptophyta, Magnoliopsida, Cucurbitales, Cucurbitaceae. The record is from RefSeq and is a predicted model, not a curated record.